This is a messenger RNA of Zeugodacus cucurbitae (melon fly), 12649 nucleotides long. RefSeq names its product protein dachsous (gene ds). Lineage: Eukaryota; Metazoa; Arthropoda; Insecta; Diptera; Tephritidae. Gene Ontology annotation, molecular function: calcium ion binding. Gene Ontology annotation, biological process: homophilic cell-cell adhesion. The record is from RefSeq and is a predicted model, not a curated record. Gene Ontology annotation, cellular component: plasma membrane. Bases 916 to 12300 code for a protein of 3794 amino acids. The transcript has 13 exons.
GUUGUAAAAUCAGUGAACGUUUCACGUGUGCGGACGGUUUUCUGGUGUAGUGUAGCGCGUUUUUUUCACGGUACAAAAAUCUCACAAACUACCUACAUACAAUAGUUGGACACAAGUGUCUUUUGUUUUAGUGCAAAGUAAAAAUUGUUUGUUUUCACAAUUGGAAAUAAGUGCCAGCAAAUUGGCAAUAGUUGGAAAUAAAUAUUAUUGAAAGUGGCAAAACGAAAACGCGCGUUCAACGCUGGGAAAAUGUAAGAAAAUCUUUACUUGAUUCACUAGACGACGCGUAGUGCAUUGUAGUGACAAAGAAAAAUUGAAAUUUUCCAAUUUACAAAAGCAAAGAAAAUUGUGUUAGUGCAACAAGUUGCGGCAACAUGAAGUUGCAGUUGUGAGUAAUAUGAAAUAUUUACAUUAGUUGGUUGAAAAUAUAUUUCUCUGUGUGUAUAAAGUGGCCAAAAGUGCUGUUCAUAAGUUAAAUAUACAACAAAUUACAACAAAAAGUGUUUGUUAUUGGCAAUUUUGUGGCACUUUUGUGUGUUUGUUGCGCUCUAAAUAUAAUAACAAGUGGCGUUUGAGAGCAACGAAUAUUUGGCAAGUGCGACAAUCACAAGUGUUUUGUUCAAGUUGCCACAAAUCGCAACUAUUUCCACUGGAAUACCAACAACACAACAAUUGUGACCGUAAAAGGAAUACAGCACCAACAAGCAACACAAUUGCGGAAAAAAUUAAAUUCUCUACAAUGUCAUAAACGAGCAUGUUCUAUUGAUAUAUCAGCAUAAUGAAGACAUAGGACAAGUAUAAGUAAGCAGUGGAGAAUGUACUAGUCGCCACUAGUAGCUUUAAUCACAUACUAAGAAACCACCUUGAGCUGCUCUUCGGAGAGUAGCGCAGGCGGCACCAAGAACUCCACACAAAAUGGUGAAAUAUAAAGUAAAUAUGAAAAUGCGCAAUUCUCAACGAGCUGUACAACAGUUUGAUAUGACAAAUUUGAAGACAAUCACACAAGCGCACAUAUCCGAACAGUAUGUUAAACGCAGAAUCACCAAUGGAGUUGAAGCUUGCAACAACAACUUGAAUACACACAAAAGCACCCGCACUCAAAAACAGCUCUCAUUUUACGCUUACAGCUUACUUUUGACGAUUUGUCUGCUCGCCUCCUCGUGCGUGUCAGCCGAACAUGUCCGAGAACUCGAGGUAUCCGAAGGAGUGCCCAUCGGACAUCAGAUUGGUUUUAUCGGUGAGUUCUCGCAUGGCGUCGAUAGCGGGCCGCCCUAUCUGAUCGUGCCGGUACCGGGUAGUGGCGUGGAUACCGAUUUGGCUAUCGAUCAUACAACCGGUGAGAUACGGACUAAAGUGUAUUUGGAUCGGGAGACGCGUGCAUCGUAUAGUUUGGUGGCGAUACCGUUAAGUGGUGAAAAUGUGCGCGUUGUAGUGCGUGUCUUGGAUGAGAACGAUAAUGCGCCGACAUUUCCGCAACCGGUAAUGAAUAUCGAAUUUCCCGAGAAUACGCCGCGUGAUGUGAAGAGAACGUUGAAUCCAGCACGUGAUCUGGACUUGGGUCAAUACAAUACACAGCGUUACAAUAUCGUGUCGGGUAAUGUGAAUAAUGCGUUUCGUUUGUCGUCGCAUCGCGAACGUGAUGAUGUGUUGUAUUUGGACUUGCAAAUUAACGGUUUUCUCGAUCGCGAAACGACUCCAGCCUAUAGCCUGGUGAUUGAAGCUUUGGAUGGCGGCAGUCCGCCUUUGCGUGGUCAGAUGACUGUGAAUAUAACGAUACAAGAUGUCAACGACAAUCAGCCAAUUUUCAAUCAGAGUCGUUACUUUGCCACUGUGCCCGAAAAUGCAACGGUUGGCACGAGCGUACUGCAGGUUUAUGCCACAGACACGGAUGCCGAUGAAAAUGGGCUAGUCGAGUACUCGAUAAACAGACGGCAGAGUGACAAAGACAAAAUGUUCCGCAUAGAUCCGGAGACUGGUUUGAUUUCGGUCAAUAAACCGUUGGAUUUCGAGACCAAGGAGCUGCACGAACUUGUAGUGGUGGCGAAAGAUCAUGGCGAACAGCCAUUGGAGACCACUGCCUUUGUGUCCAUACGCGUAACUGAUGUCAAUGACAAUCUACCAACUAUCAACGUAAUAUUUCUGAGUGAUGACGCCACACCCAAGAUCUCCGAGUCGGCGAAGCCCGGUGAGAUCGUUGCGCGCAUCUCUGUUAACGAUCCCGACUCGAAGGCUGAAUACUCCAACGUAAAUGUUACACUGAACGGUGGCGAUGGACACUUUGGUCUGAAUACACGUGAUAACAUUAUAUAUCUGGUGAUUGUCUCACAGCCGCUAGAUCGUGAGUCACAGUCGAACUACACACUCAGCGUUGUGGCCACGGAUAAUGGCACGCCACCACUGCAUGCCUCAAAAACCAUUUAUCUACGCGUCACGGACAUCAAUGACAAUGCGCCCGAGUUCGAGCAUGAAACGUAUCACGCCAAUGUGAUGGAAGUCGCCGAUCCGGGCACAUCCGUCCUGCAGGUGUCCGCCUACGAUCGCGAUGAAGGAAAUAACUCCGCGGUGAUUUACGCGCUCGCCGAUACGCCGGAAACGCAUGCCGAAUGGUUUCAAAUCGAUUCGCAUACCGGCUUGAUAACGACGCGCGCGCAUAUCGAUUGCGAAACCGAACCGGUGCCACAGUUAACGGUCAUCGCCAAGGACAAUGGACAUCCACCACUCUCAUCGACUGCGACAGUGCUCGUGACCAUACACGAUGUCAACGAUAAUGAACCGAUUUUCGAUCAAAGCUUCUAUAAUGUUUCGGUAGCAGAGAACGAGCCGGUCGGACGCUGUAUACUCAAGGUGUCGGCCAGCGACCCAGAUUGCGGUGUUAAUGCAAUGGUCAAUUAUACGCUAGGCGAUGGUAUCAAACAGCUCGCCGAAUUCGAGGUACGCUCUGCGACAGGUGAAAUAUGCAUAGCCAGCGAGUUGGACUAUGAGAAGCGUAAUUCGUAUGAGUUUCCAGUGAUAGCAACCGAUCGAGGUGGCUUGAGCACCAUAGCGCGCAUCAAGAUCCAACUGACCGAUGUCAACGACAAUCGUCCCGUUUUCUAUCCGCGCGAAUACAAUGUGUCGUUGCGUGAGACGGCUAGCGCCAGCGCGGCGACCGCACCCAUUGUCGCCGUCGUUGCUACCGAUGCCGAUGCGGGCCGUUUCGGCACUGUGACCUAUCGCAUUGUGGCCGGCAAUGAGGCGGGCAUAUUUCGCAUCGAUCGCGCCAAUGGCGAAAUUUUCAUCAAUCGCCCGAAUAUGUUGUCGGUGCGCACGCAACCGGUGCAUGUGUUGAAUAUUAGCGCCAGCGAUGGUGGUGGCAUGCGCAGCUCCACGGAUGCAUUGGUCUUUCUCAGCAUCAUUGAUGCGACACAGCGGCCGCCGAUCUUCGAGAAGCCGCGCUACAGUUAUCACGUGAAGGAGGAUGUGCCGGGUGGCACAGUAGUUGGUUCGGUGAUGGCCACCAGCAGUGAUGCGGUCAAUCGCAAUGGCGUUCGCUAUUCAAUUUACUCUGGCGAUCCAGAAGGUUACUUCAGCAUUGACGCCAUUACGGGCAAUAUACGCAUUGUUAAUCCAUUGGAUCAUGAAAUGAAACCACAAAUUCUACUCAACAUACAAGCGAUGAGCGGAGAUCCACCAGCUUAUGGACAUACUCAGGUCAACAUCGACAUCGAGGACGUCAACGAUAAUGCACCCGAAUUCGAAACGAACUUGGUACGCAUAUCCGUGCCGGAAAAUGCCGAUCUCGAGACCCCACUCUAUGCGGCGCAUGCGCACGAUAAAGACUCUGGCAAAAGCGGUGAGAUCACCUACACGCUACACAUGAUUUCCGCCGAUCAAUACCAAUCAGCAGCCGAACAACAGCAACAACUGUAUCUCGGCAAUGUCAGCAAUGCCGUACAAUCGGCGCGUCCAACGCUAAACACCUUUGCUGGCUCACCCACGGGCGCGUUGGCCAUACGCAAUCGCCUGGCAGCUGCAGGUACAACGGCAUAUGCUGCUGGUGUUGCCACGCUCAGUAACGCGCAUAUGGUUGCUGCGGCGGCGGGCCUCUCAGCUGCCGCCAUGAACCGUAUGACCGCUGUUGUGGCGGUGGAACAGAAUCUCUUCGCAAUCGAUGCACGCUCGGGCCACCUAACACUGUCACGACACCUCGACUACGAGACGGCACAGCGGCAUGCGCUGAUAGUGACGGCGACGGAUGGCGGUGAGCCGCCCUUAUCGUCGAACCUCACCAUACUGGUGGAGGUGCAGGAUGUCAACGAUAAUCCGCCGAUGUUCGAACGCAACGAAUACUCAGUGAAGGUGUUGGAGUCGUUGCCGAUUAAUUCACAGAUCCUGCAAGUGACAGCCAUCGAUCUGGAUACCGGCAACAAUGCGCGCAUCACCUACCGCCUGGUGAGCAGCGCCAACAGCACGCUAACACUCAGCGCCGGUGGUAAGCUGCCAACACCAACGCAGCUACAUCCCAGUGGCGGCGCUACGAAGCAACAAACACUUUCCGCCGCCGACGCCGAGUUGGCGCAAUUGUUCGGCAUCUUUCCCAACAGCGGUUGGUUGUAUUUGCGCGGCAGCUUGGACCGUGAGUCGCGCGAUCGCUACGAACUCACCAUUAUGGCCAGCGAUAAUGGCACACCGGCUGCACAUGCACGCGCACGUGUCAUCGUCGAGGUGUUGGACGCCAACGACAAUGAUCCGCGCUUCCUGAGCGCCGCCUAUGAGUUUGUCAUCGAGGAGAAUAUGCGUCGUGGCGCACUCGUAGGUGUGGUGGGCGCCACCGAUCUGGAUGUGGGUGAGAAUGCGGAGAUACGCUACAGCUUGAUACCAUCGAAUACGAGUUUUCAAGUCAAUGCAAUAACAGGCGAGAUCACCACCCGCGAACCGCUCGAUCGCGAACAGCGCGCCGUCUACGAUCUGGUGGCGGAGGCACGCGAUCAAGGCACCCCCUACCGCAGUGCGCGCGUUCCCGUCAAAGUGCACAUCACCGAUGUCAACGACAAUGCGCCGGACAUUGUUGAUCCGCAAGAGGAUGUGGUCAGCGUACGCGAAGAACAACCGCCCGGCACUGAGGUGGUGCGCAUUCGUGCCGUCGAUCGUGAUAACGGCCAGAAUGCAUCGAUCACCUACUCGAUAUUGAAAGGUCGUGAUUCGGACGGUUACGGCCUGUUCAACAUUGAUGCAGUAACGGGUGUAAUUCGCACACGAGUCGUGCUGGAUCAUGAGGAUCGAAGUAUUUAUCGUUUGGCAGUAGCCGCAACGGACGGUGGCAAUCCACCCAAGCAGUCGAUACGUUUGUUGCGCGUUGAGGUGUUAGAUUUGAAUGACAAUCGACCGACGUUCACCAGUUCCAGCUUGGCGUUUCGGGUACCCGAGGAUGUAGCAGUCGGAUUUGUUGUCGGUUCGGUGAGUCCCAACGAACGUAUCGAUCAGCAGAAUAUGAUCGACGGUAACAGCGAUCUCUUCGUCACGUACACACUCACAUCUUUGGUGAAGGAUGUGAUCGAAGGCGCAUUCGAUAUCGAUCGCCACACCGGUUCGUUGGUGGUUGCACGUCAGCUGGAUCGUGAAGUUCAGUCCGAAUUUCGUUUGGAAAUACGUGCUUUGGACACAAGCGCUAGCAACAAUCCACAGAGUAGCGCCAUUACGGUCAAAGUAGAAAUCGCCGAUGUCAAUGACAAUCCGCCAAGAUGGUUGAGCGACCCUAUCGAGCUAAAAAUUAGUGAAGCCACCGAUGUCGGCGCUAUAAUCUACAAUUUUAGCGCAACCGAUGCGGAUACGGGCAGCAACAGCAAUCUGCAAUAUAAAUUGCUCAGUUAUACACCGAUGAGUACCAUUACGAUCGGUGACACUUCCAACGAACAGACAUCGGCUGAACGCAAGGAGGCCGAACCGAUUUUCAGUGUCGACGCGCUGACAGGCGCCUUAACGUUGCUCGCCCCACUCGACUACGAGUCCACGCACCAGUAUACGCUCAUCGUUGAGGCUAUGGAUCAAUCUUCGAAUGUUAGCGCACGUCUACGCACCAAAGUCACCACUAUUUUGCAGGUGACAGAUGUCAAUGACAAUGCACCACAAUUUGUGUCGCCUGUCGCCAGCAGCGCUACAGCCGCCGAUCAACGCUUCCACACGCCACCAGUGGCCACUGUGCGAGUCAGCGAUGCGUUACGCAUUGGCGAAACUGUCGCGCACAUCGUGGCGAUCGAUAAAGAUGCCGGCGCAAAUGGCGAGAUCACUUACGCCAUUGUGAGUGGCAAUGAGGCUGGACACUUUCGCAUGAACACGCAGACAGGAUACAUUGAGUUGGCCAAGCAACUGCCGCCGACAACCACAAACGGUGUUGGUGAUAUGCCAGAGGCGCAAAGAAAUCGUUACAAUUUGGUGGUAAGCGCUAGUGAUCACGGCACACCAACAGCGCGGCAAUCGCAAUUGAAGCUACAGAUUUUGGUGCAAGGCACCAACAGCAAUCCACCACGCUUCCAUCAAUCCGUCUACUAUGCAAAUAUAUCGGAAAAUGCAGCUCCUGGUACUUUUGUGCUGCAAGUGGCGGCGAAGUCCUUCAAUGGCGGCGACAGUGGCAAUCUCAGCUACGAGAUACCAACAGGUGUCGCCGAUAAUCACUUCCACGUUGAUCGGCAGCGCGGCAUUGUCACCACACGCGGACAAUUCGAUCGCGAAACAAAAGCGCGCUACACGAUACCGAUCUACGUAUAUGACACCAAUAAUAUCGCCACCACAACGGCGGCUACCUCAGCGGCAAGUACCAACACGAUUGGUGCGCUCACAGGCAGCAGUACGACGGCGGCAACCGCGCCAUUGGCAGCGACAGCUGCGGCAUCAAGUGGACAAUUUGAUAUUGCGACAAUAAUCAUCACAAUCAGCGACGUUAAUGAUCAUGCGCCCGAGUUUCGUCCCGGCGCUUGCUAUGCACUCUCCGUGCCGGAAAACAACGAAUUCGCCGUCAUACAUACAGUGGUGGCCACCGAUCUCGAUGAGGGCGCAAAUGGCGAGAUCUUCUACAGCAUUGUCGGUGGCAAUAUCGGCAAUAAGUUCAGCAUCGAUGUGCAAACUGGCGAGUUGACAGCGCGUUGUCUCGAUCGUGAACAGCACUCGCGUUACCUGUUACAGAUCCAGGCUCAAGAUCGUGGCACGCCCAACACUUACCAGGGUCACUGCAACAUCACCGUCGUUGUGGAGGAUCAUAAUGACAACGAUCCGCGCUUUGAGCAAACGAAAUAUGUGGCGAAUAUCGCCGAGAGUGCGGCGAUCGGCGCAAGUGUGUUGCGCGUAAAAGCGACGGACGCUGAUUUGGGUAUCAAUGCGCGUUUGGUCUACUCGCUGGCUAAUGAGACACAAUGGUUAUUUGCGAUUGACAGCAAAACGGGCAUCAUCACAACAGUGGGCCCGCUAGACCGCGAACGCCAGAGUGUGUACAACUUUUUGGUAGUCGCCACCGAUGGUGGUCGUUAUAGCGCUCGUUCCGCGCAGGUGCCUGUCCAAAUCGUGGUCGACGAUGUAAACGACAAUCGCCCGGUCUUCGAGCGUUACCCAUUUCGUGCACAAGUGCCGGCGCUUAUACAACCGGGCCAAAUGCUGCUGCAAGUCAGCGCCACCGACGUCGAUGCCGGUAUCAACGGUGAAAUACUCUACUCACUGGGCAACAACGCCGAUGCGGCGACACGCAAUAAAUUCCGCAUUAAUCCCAGCACUGGCGUGGUGAGCGCCACACAGAGUUUGGCCAGCGAGUCGGGCCGCCUGCUGCACAUCGAAGUGGUGGCACGCGACAAAGGUAACCCGGCGCGCACGGCACUCGGCCUUAUAGAGUUGCGCGUCGGUGACAUGGCAGCCGGCGCACCGGUAUUGCGUUUUCAAAACGACACUUAUCGCUUGAAGUUGCGCGAGAAUACGGCGGCGGAUGUGCGUGUGCUGCAAGUGUCGGCGGUGCGUAGCGAUGGACGUCGCCAGCAGAUCUACUAUUCCAUUGGCGCAGGCAAUGAGGAUGGCGCAUUCAACAUCGACGCCAACACCGGCGAGAUAAAAGUCGCCAAUGCUGCGUAUCUGGACUAUGAGCGUUUUGUGGGCACAGCAUACGAGACGGCUGCCGCAGGUGCAGGCGGCACAUAUCGCGGACGCGCAAUGUACUAUGAUGGAGAUGCAGAGCUGAGCGCAAGUUUGGAGAAUGUAACCAACAUUAUGGGUGACGAGCAAAUCGCUGAUAGCCAACAGUUGAGUCGCAAUCAACGCGAACUACAAAUGUCGACCAACAUUGAAAAUAUGCAAUACACCGCACAACCGCAUGAAUUACGCCUGGUACUCGUCGCACGCACCGACGCAACACCACACCUCUAUGCCUAUGCGGAGUUAAUCAUCGAACUGGAAGACGAGAACGACAAUAGUCCGCACUUCACGCAAUCCCAAUACAGCAAAUCGGUGUGGGAGGGCAACAACAAGGGCACGUUUGUGGUGCAGGUGCAAGCAUUCGAUGCGGACGCUGGCGCAAAUGCGCGCAUUCUCUAUCACAUCGUCGAUGGCAAUCACGAUAAUGCGUUCGUCAUUGAGCCCGCCUUCAGUGGCAUUGUGAAGACGAAUAUUGUGUUGGAUCGCGAAAUCCGUGACAUGUACAAGCUAAAGGUGAUCGCCACGGACGAAGGGGUGCCACAGAUGACGGGCACGGCAACGAUACGCGUACACAUUGUGGAUGUGAACGACAAUCAACCGACUUUUCCGCCGCACAGUGUGAUUAGCGUGAGCGAAGGCACCGAAUUGGGUACAGUCAUCACCACAGUAUCAGCGAACGAUGUCGAUACCUACCCGGCGCUUACUUACCGCUUCGGCGGCGAUCUGCCCGACACCCAACAGUACAUGAAUAAACCGCUCUUCGCACUCGAUCGCUACAGCGGUAAGGUGACACUACGACGCCAUCUCGACUAUGAGGAUCAACAAGAGCAUCAAUUGGAAAUCAUCGCCUCAGAUGCGGCACAUGAGGUGCGCACAACGCUAACAGUGCGUGUUAGUGAUGAGAACGACAACGCACCCAUAUUCGACGCGCAACUGCCGCCUGCUUAUGCCGCCACGCUACCCGAUCAGCAAGUGAUCAGUUCAGCCGCCGCUGCAGCAGACAUUGAGUUGGUUAUGGUCAAUGCUACAGAUGCGGAUGCUGAAGGUCGCAAUUCCGAGAUACAUUACAGCAUCGAACCGCCAUUGCGUGGUUUCACCAUCAACGAACAGAGCGGUGCGGUAUUUGUGAAUAUGACACGCCUUGGCGCUAUAGCCAAUGAUCUGUAUGUGAUGAUCACAGCACAGGAUGGCGGCGUUAUGCCGUUGAAAAGUUCAACAGUUCUACGCGUGCGCGCCAGUAAGGGCAACAGCGGACGCGUGCAAUUUCUACAAACGCAAUAUCGCGCACAAAUCAAUGAAGCCGCGCCACUUGGAACGGUGGUCCUACGCCUUAGCCAAGAUGUGCUCAAUGCGCAUGCAGACCGCGCUGCUGGUACGUUGUUAUUCAAAAUAGUCUCCGGCAAUGAGGACGCCGCUUUUGAAGUGUAUCAAUCGAGCGCAAUUAUACUUGUGAAGCCACUUGAUCGCGAACGCAGCGACAUCUAUAAGUUGCGCUUGGUGGUUAGUGACGCGCAUGCUUCAUCGCAACAAUUGCUGGCGCAAGCAGCAGACAAUUCGAGCACAGCAAUUAAUGUAUUUGUCACAGUGGAGGACGCCAAUGACAAUGCACCGAAAUUCGCCACCGACGUUAAGUACGAGGCUGAGGUGAGCGAACUUGCACCACUGCGUCAUUCCAUCGCCAAACUGGUGGCCACCGAUGCCGACCUGGAGAAUACGCCCAACUCGGAGGUGGUGUACGAUAUAACGUCUGGCAAUGACGAGGGCAUGUUCACCAUCGACCUCGUGUCCGGUGUGUUGUUCGUGAACAACAAAUUAGACUUUGACACUGGCGAAAUGAGCUAUGCGUUGGUGAUACGUGCCUGCGACAGUGCACCCGAGCCGCUAUGCAGCCUGCAACCGUUCCGUUUGACGUUGCGCGAUGAAAACGAUAAUGUGCCGCGUUUUCCAGUCACCGAGUAUGUUGAGUUUGUGGGUGAAAAUGAGCCGGUCGGCACUAGCGUGUUUACAGCUCGUGCAACCGAUUUGGAUCGCGGCGCUUAUGGUCGCCUCAACUAUACCGUCGAUCACGAGGCUGUUGGAUUGGAUGAUGUCUCUUGGAAGCUGUUCCGUGUCGACCCGCAUACGGGCAUUGUCACCUCGAAUGCGGUGUUUGACUAUGAGCAGCGACACCGCUACGACUUUGUGCUGCGCGCCACAGAUAGCGGUGGCAAGUCGGCACGGGUUAAAGUUCGCAUUGAAAUCGAAUCAAAAGACGAAUUCGCACCACAAUUCACAGAGCGCACCUAUCGCUUUGUGAUGCCAUCGCCGUCAACGGGCUACCUGCCGUUGGGCUAUGUUGUGGGCCAAGUGACGGCGACCGAUCGCGAUAAGGGAACUGAUGGACGUAUUGUUUACCAAUUAAGUUCUCAGCAUGCCUACUUCAAGGUGAACCGCACGAAUGGCGCGGUGGUGAUCAAAAAGAAAGUCGACGACAAUUUCGAUGAUGGACGUGAUAUCAGCCUGGUGAUUGCCGCCAGCUCGGGCAGACAGGGCUCACUAACCAACAUGACUGUUGUGGAAAUCUCCUUGGAUCCGCUAGCCAGCCUUGGUACAAAUAUGGCAAGUAAUGGUGCUGCCAGUGGCAGCAGUGGUGUUGCCGAUUGGCUGGUAGGACUGAUAGUCGCGGUGUUGUUGGUGCUUUGUGCGGUUGCUGGCAUUUUCCUAUUCGUGCGCAUGCGUAGUCGCAAACCACGGAAUGUGACAAAGCCGCACUUAAGCACAGAGACAGUAGGUGCCUCGAAUAGUUACGUCGAUCCGAGCGCUUUUGAUACAAUACCAAUUAGAGGUGGCGUAAAUGCCGGACUAGCUGGUAGCAGUGGUAGCACUGGUGUGGCCUCCGCUGGUGCAGGACAAUUUGCGCCACCCAAAUAUGAUGAGAUACCGCCUUAUGGCGCACAUGCUGCAAGCUCCAACUCAGGUGCGGCGACAACAUCCGAACUCUCCGGGUCCGAGCAAUCGGGUUCGAGUGGACGCGGUUCGGCCGAGGAUGAUGGCGAAGAUGAAGAGAUACGCAUGAUCAACGAAGGGCCACUACAUCAUCGCAACGGCGCGGGUGGUGUUAACGGUGAGGAUGGACGCAUGUCCGAUAUCUCGGUACAGAAUACGCAGGAAUACUUAGCACGUCUGGGCAUUGUGGAUCGUGAAGCGAAUGCCACAGGCGCUGCUUCGAACUCAUCGCAUCGUUGCUCAGACGGUAUGGGUGGUUCGCAGAAAGACACUCAUCUCCAUCAUCCACUGCAGAUGCAUAUGUACGAUGAAGAUCCCGCCGCACAAACAGACAUCACCAACCUCAUCUAUGCGAAACUGAAUGACGUAGCUGGUGCCGCUUCAGAUCGCGCAAGUAGCGCAGACGAAGCUGCCACUAACGCAGGUAGUGUGGGCGUGGCUGUCGAUCGCGUAAUCAACUUCACCAACGUACCCGUCGGUCAUGUGCCCAAUGUCGGGCAUCCCGCAAAUGUUGGUCCACCCAUGAACGGUUCACUCAGCUCCAUCGUACACAGCGAGGAAGAGCUCACUGGCAGCUACAACUGGGAUUAUCUGCUCGACUGGGGGCCACAAUAUCAACCGUUGGCGCAUGUCUUCUCCGAAAUUGCUCGCCUCAAAGACGACAAUAUGUCUGUGCAUAGCGGCAAUAGCGGUGCCUCGUCCAGCGCGAAAAGUAAACAGUCGCAAGCGCAUUCCAUCGGCACCGUAAAGACACACAUACCACCGCCAUUACUAACGAAUGUAGCGCCGCGCGCCAUCAAUAUGGCAGUGCUCUCGGGCGCAGGCGUGGGUGUACGACUGCCACAAGCGGCGCAGCAUCACAUAGCCACAACAUCAUUAGGCGGUCCAGCGACGGGUGGUGGUCAAGUGAACGCCAGCGGUCAGUACAUGGCGCCACGUUCGCCCAUCAGUCACGAUACACCAGGUGGCUUCAGCACGUCCAGUGCGAUGUCGCCUUCCUUCUCGCCAUCACUCUCACCGCUCGCCACACGCUCACCAUCGAUAUCACCGCUCGGUGGUGUGACGACCGGUCAUCAUUUGGUAUCGCUGCCGCGACAUGCGCCUCAGCCGACGCAGCGUGGCAAGAAUACAAUGUUGGUGGAACAGGAAAUGCGCGUGCGUAUGUGAUGAAAGAGCGCAAACCCGGUGGGGGCUUGAAUUUCAAACAGUUAAAUACUACACGUUUAUACAUAGAGCAAACAACAAAGUGAUCAUUAGUUUUGUAGGCUGAACUUUAAAUGAUAUUCGUAGUAAGUGUAUACAAUACAAGUUAGUUGCGUUAAGUAGACAAACGUUUACAAUACCGUUUCCGUAAUAAAGGAAAAAAAAUCCGAAUUAGUUAAACAAAGAGUACUUUGGAGUUUGGUGAGUUGUUGGUGUUUAACAAACUAUUUCUCUUUUUGUAUUGUGCUGAACUUUCGAACUGACCUACUAUACUCACCACUCUCGGCUGUGGUAUUAAGCAUUUUAGCCUUAA